CUCAUCACCUUAAACAUGCCUUACAGGCUUAAACCAAGCGCUAACCUUCAUCUAUAAAUUCUCCCUACUCUCUUCAACCUUCAGCUCAUCAGCCCUUCAUCGUCCAAGCCUUUGCUUGUUUUCUUACAUUGUUCUCUUAGUGAAAGCACAAAUAUCUGAGGUAAGAUGGCAACCCAGACCAUUGAGAACUACCGCGAGGCCGCCGAGGUGUACCAAGGUGAUGCCCCCUGCAGGGAGAAGUUCACCCAACUCCUCGAAGAGCACGGCCUCCCGAAGGGUCUGUUUCCCCUCGAGGACAUCAAGGAGUUUGGUUACAACCGUGCAGCCGGGUUCAUGUGGCUGGUCCAGAAGAAGAAGAACGAGCACACGUUCAAGAAGAUCAAGCAGACGGUGUCGUUUGCCACCGAGGUGACAGCCUUCGUGGAGCAGCGCAAGAUGAAGAAGAUAACUGGGGCGAAGGGGAAGCAGCUGUUGCUGUGGCUCUCUCUCGUCGAGAUUUACAUCGAUGACCCAUCGUCCGAGAAGAUCACUUUCAAGUCCGGCACCGGACUCUCUGACAGCUUCCCGGUGUCUGUCUUCGAGCUUGAAUAGCGUGUGUGAGAGAGAGAGUUGGUGGAGGGACUAGGGCUGGUUCUCUUUUCUCUGGGUCAUGGGAAAUGGAAAUUAGCCUCGCUAUCUAUUGCCCUUUUUUUACUAUUUCUUUGGGUGGAAUCAAUCGCUAUCUGUCGUCGAAGUUGCUAAGGUUAUCUUGGGCAAAGCUGCUGCAUCAACUAAGUGUUCCAGUUCAUCAUCUUAAUAUAAAUAUAUUUUUAAAUAUACCAAAUGAUUCAAUUGUAUACACUUUGAGUUUGGAGUACA
Molecule: messenger RNA, 858 nt
Organism: Phoenix dactylifera (date palm)
Lineage: Eukaryota; Viridiplantae; Streptophyta; Magnoliopsida; Arecales; Arecaceae
Source: RefSeq, a predicted model, not a curated record